Messenger RNA from Diprion similis, 1527 nucleotides. Its product is annotated as putative inorganic phosphate cotransporter. NCBI's taxonomy places the organism in Eukaryota, Metazoa, Arthropoda, Insecta, Hymenoptera, Diprionidae. The transcript has 4 exons. The record is from RefSeq and is a predicted model, not a curated record. Gene Ontology annotation, molecular function: transmembrane transporter activity. Gene Ontology annotation, biological process: monoatomic anion transport; transmembrane transport.
AUGAUGAGAAUCGUAUAGAAGACAAGAAUGGAUGAACACAAGUGUCGAAUUGUCAGGCGGGAAGGUGGGCAGAUAUCGCAACGAUGGAUAUUGGCAGUUAUGGGAUGUCUGGCAGCCGCGAAUGCCUUUAUGAUGAGAACUUGCUUGGCGGUUGCCAUCAUUGAGAUGGUUGCCACUACCGGAACGUCAAACGGGACAAGCUUGGACGAUACCUGCCCAGCAUCCGAAUCAACAUCAUCGUCGACGUCAAGUACCAGCGGAACUUAUGAAUGGAGUGAAUACACGCAGGGAAUCAUCCUAUCCAGUGUGGCAUGGGGAAACCUAGUAUCUCUAAUGCCAAGUGCAAUGAUGGUGACUAAGUUUGGAGGCAAGUGGCCUUUUGGUAUCGGUAUCUUGACAAUGGGAGUUCUGACGCUACUGACCCCGACGGUGAUCCAGGCUUUCGAGGCCAAGGGUCUGAUAGUUCUCCAGGUCCUGACCGGAGUGGGUGGCGCGGUGGUUUUCCCUUCACUUAGCUUCUUCACAGCACAUUGGGCUCCGCCGAAUGAGCGAUCAAAAAUUGGCAACAUGAUGAAUUCCGGGGCACUUUUGGGCGUAAUAGUCUCGAACGCGCUGUCUGGAGUGCUUCUAGAAAACUCCUCGAUCGGUUGGCCGAUCGUGUUCUACUCCUUCGGAGGCUUCUCUGUGAUUUGGUUCAUUGUCUGGACUGGCCUCUGCUAUAGCCGACCCGAAGACCACCCCUUCAUAACAGAUGAGGAGAAGAAACUCCUCCUGGAAACCACGAUGCAGCACAAUACUGGAAAGAAGCCCGGAAAGAAUCUAGGGAUUCCGUGGCGACAAAUACUGUCCUCCCGACCAUUCUGGGCACUGAUUGCGACCAAUAUUAGUCACGAAUGGAGCGCCAGCGUGAUGAUGACGAACCUGCCAAAGUACAUGAGCAGUGUCCUGAAAUAUUCAAUCCAGUCUAAUGGUCUGCUCUCGGCGCUCCCAUACGUAGCCAAAUGGCUAGCGAGCAACACCUCGUCUUGGUUUAUGGACUGGCUGAUAAAAGAGGGCAAGCUAUCAAGGACAAAAGUGCGAAAAAUCUUCGUCACAGUUGGCGGAUCCGGAAUGGCGUGUUUUCUGAUUGGUGCGUCGUACGCCGGGUGCGACCGGACGGUAGUCGUCACGCUCUUCGUCUUCGGAAUGGGAAUGAUGGGCAGCUUCAUCAGUGUGAUCCCAAUUAAUAGCGUUGACUUGAGCCCGAACAACGCGCAAACGUUGAUGGGUACUAUGUUCACCAUUACGGGCUUCACGAGUAUCUUGGCUCCCUAUGUUGUCGGCAUUCUAACGCCGAAUCAGACGCUUUCGGAGUGGAGAAUCGUCUUCUGGAUCACAGUCAUUUUAUUCAUUGCGGCAACGCUGAUCUUCAUUAUCUGGGGCGAUGGCGAAGUUCAGCCUUGGAACCAUUCGGACUUCGUCGAUCGAAAACGGACGGUGGGUGGAAACGAAGAAGGAGCGAAUGCAGUUAGGUUAUCCUUGAGUUAA